AGAGAGCAGCGAGCAGCGCGGAGCCUCGGUCCAUGGUGACUUUUCUUGUCGAAAGUCUGAGCUGUGUCUUGCAGUGGUGCUCGUCGAUGAUCCCUGUGUGCGCUGAUCAGCCGGACAGAUUUUUAUACGCGGAUGGACGGAGCAGUGAGUCACUGAAGGGUUUUCCUGGGCAUCCUCAGGUUAAUUUGCGCAAAACCCAUGAUGAACUUUGAAGGUCUUGACCCGGGUUUGGGUGAGUACUCAGCAAGCCUUCAUGGGACCAUGGACACAGGGAUGGAGCCCUCUAUGGACCCCCACCUUAACCCCACCUUACUGCAAGGUGUGGAGCUUGAUGCGGAAGGGUUGACAAUGACAGUCUCGGAGUCUGUGCACCUAAUGGAGGGGAUGUUUUCAGAGCUACACAGCGUAGUUGCCGAAGUUGGCGUUCCAGUUACUGCAACGCAUUUUGAUCUCCAGGAGGAAAUGCUCUGGAUGGGAAAUCAUAGGGGUCACGUUUCUUCCUUUUUUGGAUCUACAAUGGGCCGCUAUUCUUCUUUUCAAGUGCACACAUCUGAUGACAUCCGCCACAUUCAAAGUUUGGAGACGGGUGUGCUGUUCCUCUCUAAGUCCAACCUCAAAUGUUUCACUCGUGGGGGUCUUGUCAUGUUUGAUUAUCCGAUGGAGAAAGGAGCUGAUAUGCACAGUCUGCUCAUGACUGAUAACAACACCUUGCUCAUGGGUGGAUUACAGAACUAUGUGGUUGAAGUCGAUUUGCCGUCUGUUCAGGAAACUCAGAAGUUUGCUGUUGAAGUACCUGGAGUGGCAAUAAUUCGUCAAACCGGUCGUUUCUUCUUCUGUGGACACACGUCUGGCAAGGUAACCCUCCGUGACUUGCGUUCUUUCAAGAUGGAACAUGAGUUUGAUGCCUUCUCUGGAAGUCUCUCUGACUUCGAUGUUCAUGGCAACCUUCUGGCUGCUUGUGGGUUCUCCAGCCGAGCACUGAACGGGUUGGCGUGUGACCGAUUUCUCAUGGUGUAUGACUUGCGAAUGAUGCGAGCCGUAACACCACUCCAAGUGCACGUGGAUCCACUCUUCUUGCGCUUCAUUCCCACCUACACGUCACGCCUGGCCAUCAUCUCACAGACAGGUCAGUGCCAGUUCUGUGAGCCCACCGGUCUUGCAAAUGUGGCAGAUAUUUUUCAUGUCAACACUGUGGGUCAGCUGCUUAUGAGUUUUGACGUAUCGGCCAGCAAACAAGCGUUGGCCUUUGGGGACUCUGGGGGGUGCGUACACCUGUGGUCCGAUGCUCCAGAGGUGUCAUUCAACGACUACUCUCGGGAGACAGAGUUUGCCCUGCCCUGCCUCGUUGACACGCUGCCUCAGUUGGACUGGAACCAUGAACUGCUCCCAUUGUCCCUUGUGCCCAUGCCGCUGACCAGCACAGAGCCGCUGCUGUCAGACUGGCCCGCUGCGCUGGUCACGCCCAGCCCCAGACGAGCUCCUCCUGUGGACCCUGAAAUCUUGCGCACAAUGAAGACCGUCGGAUUCAUUGGUUAUGCAGCUAAUCCUCGUACACGCCCUCGUAACCAGGUUUCGUAUAAGAUUAAAGAGGUGGAAAUCGAUUAUGAUAAUUUCAACCAGGUGCCUGAAUCACCAGUCGGACGCAAUGAGGAGCCACACCUCUACAUGGUGCCCAAAAAGUACAGAAAGGUCACAAUUAAAUACUCUAAACUUGGACUUGAGGACUUUGACUUCAAACAUUACAACAAAACUUUGUUUGCCGGCCUGGAGCCUCACAUCCCCAAUGCUUACUGUAACUGCAUGAUCCAGGUGUUAUAUUUCCUGGAACCGAUCCGCUGCCUUGUCCAGAAUCAUUUGUGCCAGAAGGAGUUUUGUUUGGCCUGUGAGCUCGGGUUCCUUUUCCACAUGUUGGAUUUGUCACGAGGAGAUCCGUGUCAGGCUAGUAAUUUCCUCCGUGCUUUCCGUACCAUCCCUGAGGCGUCGGCACUGGGCCUGAUUUUGGCAGAUUCAGACGAACAAACUGGGAAGGCCAGACUGGGUCGCUUAAUCCAAAGCUGGAACCGCUUCAUCCUCACUCAGCUCCAUCAGGAGACACAGGAGCAGGAGGGCCCACAGGCCUACAGGGGAGCCAGCAGCAGUUCUCUGGGUUCUUCUGGUGACUCUGCAGUCGGAAAAUUGUUCGGAUGUGAAGUUGAGAACAGCAGCUUGUGCCGCUGUGGCAAGGAGACGGUCCGUUCCUCCCUCACCUUACUCUUCACCAUGCACUACCCUGAACACAACUCACACGAAAAGACAACAAAGGAGUAUGACUUUGCUGACAUCCUGAAGAAGAGCAUCUGUCUGGAGCAGAGCACUCAGGCGUGGUGUGAAAACUGUGAGAAGUACCUGCCCACAGUGCAAACCCGUAACAUUCGAUGUCUGCCAGACGUUCUGGCUAUCAACUGCGAAGUGAACAGUGUUAAAGAGGCUGAAUUCUGGAAGGUUCAGGCAGAAUACGCUUUCAAUAAUGCUAUGCAAAAAGAGGUGAUGGAACCUGCAAACGCCAAAGAACCUCCACCUAUGCCCAACGAGUGGUGCUUGGACGGGGAGGAGUUUUGUACCAUGGAGGGCUUCACCUUAGACACACGAGCAGAGGAUCUGCGGCACGUUUGGAUCCCGCACACUCUGAAAAUGUCCAUCAGCAAAAGCCAGGGUCUGGAGAUCACCAGCUGGCUUGAAGGAGAGGAGUUGAGUUCUGCCGAUGAGAAGGAGGGAGCGUCGCUCUAUGACUUGGUGGUGACGGUACCACACAUCCUGGAUGCUCGUACAGGUGGAAACUUGGUCGCGCACAUCAAAGUGGGGGAGACGUAUCACCAAAGAAAAGAGGGAGUCACACACCAGCAGUGGUACCUUUUCAACGAUUUCUUAAUUGAGCCAAUUGAUAAGACUGAGGCUGCACAGUUUGAUGUGAGUUGGAAAGUACCGGCCAUCCUGUAUUACGCCAAGAGAAACUACCAUUCCAAAUACGACCUCCGCAUUAAAAAUCCCAUUGACGCCAGUGUGCUGCUGACUGAGGCUUCUUUGGCUCGGAAGCAGAGGAAGACUCAUGCCACCUUCAUCCCCCUCAUGGUCAGUGAGAUGCCACAGGCCGGUGACUUGGUGGGGUUGGAUGCUGAGUUUGUUACACUCAACCAGGAAGAAGCAGAACUGCGCAGCGACGGCACCAAGUCGACCAUCAAGCCCAGUCAGAUGUCUGUGGCCAGGAUCACGUGUGUGCGGGGUCAGGGGCCGAACGAGGGUGUGCCGUUCAUCGACGACUACAUUUCUACUCAGGAGCAGGUUGUUGAUUAUUUGACACAAUAUUCUGGCAUCAAACCAGGAGACUUGGAUGCAAAGAUUUCCUCCAAACACCUGACCACUCUGAAGUCCACCUACCUGAAGCUCCGCUUCCUCAUCGACACUGGAGUGCACUUCGUUGGUCACGGUUUACAGAAGGACUUUCGGGUCAUUAAUUUAUUGGUUUUGAAAGACCAAGUCAUUGACACGGUGUACCUGUUCCAUUUACCCCGCAAGAGGAUGAUCUCACUGAGGUUUCUUGCCUGGUAUUUUCUCGACCUGAACAUCCAGGGGGAAACCCAUGACAGCAUAGAGGACGCACGCACCGCUCUGCAGCUGUACAGGAAGUAUCUUGAGCUGAGCCGCGGCGGUGGGGCCGACGAAGUGAGGAAGAUUCUGAAGGGACUCUAUGAAAAAGGACGCCAAUUAGACUGGAAAGUCCCAGACUCAGAGACAGGAGAUGGUCAAGGUAGCCCAAAAAGUGCCACUGUUUUUCCCUCUGUGAUGGGACUGUGAGCUGCACCAAGUCCUGGGACGAUGUUCAGUCAUUUCAUUUAUUGACAGUCGGCAGCUUAAAGUGGACACAGCAGUUUUGAGCAUCUCCACUUUUACUUUUUGUUGAGUAACGCAAGACGAUAAAAGAGUGUGAAUUUGUAUUUUAUGACUUUGAAGGGCUUUUUUUUUCUUUUUUUACAUUGUAUAUUUGUGGCACUUUUAAGAUGAAUUUUUGUGUAUGACAUCAUAAAGUCUUGGGGGCAGGGCCUAAGUUUCAGCC
Molecule: messenger RNA, 4090 nt
Organism: Thalassophryne amazonica
Lineage: Eukaryota; Metazoa; Chordata; Actinopteri; Batrachoidiformes; Batrachoididae
Gene: pan2
Product: poly(A) specific ribonuclease subunit PAN2
Exons: 26
Coding region: 199-3831 (1210 amino acids)
Biological process (GO): mRNA processing; nuclear-transcribed mRNA poly(A) tail shortening
Cellular component (GO): P-body; PAN complex
Molecular function (GO): protein binding; poly(A)-specific ribonuclease activity; nucleic acid binding
Source: RefSeq, a predicted model, not a curated record